Cyprinodon variegatus (sheepshead minnow) is the source of this 1823-nucleotide messenger RNA. It is a transcript of the gene tstd3, whose product is annotated as thiosulfate sulfurtransferase/rhodanese-like domain-containing protein 3. The transcript is spliced from 4 exons. The coding region runs from base 77 to 589 and encodes 170 amino acids. Lineage: Eukaryota; Metazoa; Chordata; Actinopteri; Cyprinodontiformes; Cyprinodontidae. Gene Ontology annotation, cellular component: mitochondrion. The record is from RefSeq and is a predicted model, not a curated record. Gene Ontology annotation, molecular function: thiosulfate-cyanide sulfurtransferase activity.
GCGCGUGAAAGUCAUCCAACGUUGCGGUGCUGUGUGCUAUCGGCGUGUUUGGCAGGAAUUUCUCGGUCAGGCUGUUAUGGCGCUUAGAAGAUGCUGGAGGUUGGCAAGAUUUCUCCCGAGACUCCCCGUCCCGCUAGUGUCAUCAUCCUAUAUCGGACGGGUAACUGUGUCCAGCUUUGGUAACACUUACAGCGGCUACAAAAAAAGUGAGUUUCAGCGCAUGAGGUUCAGCUCUGAAGCCCGAAACACAGACGUAGAUUACGAGCAGCUGAAGCGGCUCCUGGCUGAGGGGAAAACAGCGGUGGUAGAUGUCCGAGAGCCAUGGGAGCUCAGGGAGUAUGGAUUCAUCCCUGGGUCAGUGAACGUCCCAUUGGGACAGGUGAGCUCUGCCCUCCAGCUUGCUCCUGAGGAGUUCAGAGAAAAAUAUGACGGGGAAAUGCCGAGACAAACGGAUAAUGUUGUCUUUGUGUGUCUGGCUGGGGUCAGAAGCAAGACUGCACUCAACACAGCCGCCUCCCUGGGAUAUAGAGACGUUCAGCAUUAUCCUGGCGGAUUGCAAGAGUGGGUGGAACGUGAACGACACAAGUAAUCCUCAGCUAUCAGGAAUGAAAAGUUGUAUCCAGACAUGAGUCCAAGGAAACGCUAAACAAAUCGGUUGUCUAGUUCUGCCACAAUCCUCUCAGAAACCUUGGUUUUGUUUCUGGAAAGCCACUCCUUACGAAACCUCAGUCUGAUGUCUUCCACAUUAGAUCUGGUUGGUAAAGUUCUCCUCGCUGGUUUUCAGGUCCUUCCAAAAGUGCUCUAUUCACAAUUUAGGUGACUUAUGGAGGCAGCUGGGAUCUCUGGAUUAAAUAUUUGAAGUUAUUAGUGGAAGUGAGGCUUUAUAGAAAUGCACUGCUGCUUUUUUAUUCAUAUAAAAGUUUUGCAAACUACAAAAUAUUUUACUCCUUUUAUUAUGCUAGUUUGUUUUUUGUUCAGUCUAAUAUAAUCCUAAUAAAAUGCAGAUCCUAUAGUGAAAUACACCUUUGCAAAUGAAGCAGCUGGGAGAUCUUUUCACUUUUAGCACAUUUUUUUUCUUGUAUUUGAAAAAAAAACAUUGAAACGGAUAAAACAAUUUAGAACCCAUGAUUGGAUAUAUAGCAAGUUUAACUUACCUUGGACUUUUUUUAUUGCAAGUAAUUUUUGCAUAUCUUAGGGGGGGGUGUACACAUAUAGGAUAGUUAAUCUUAAAAACUUUAAUCUCUAUCUGCAUCUGGAGCUCAAACAUGACCGAUACCUCACAGAUACAAAAGCAUAAUAUGAUAUAAUAAUAUUUCAAACAGCCAGUUUUUCAUACAAAAAAACAAAAAAAACAUGUUCUAAGUCAAUGUCGAUGAAGGGACAUUAACCGUUUUAGAUUAACUGAAUGAAAACCCACCGAUUAUAACCACUGAAAGAGCUCUGUUAAGAUGACCCAAAUCGUACAGUUUCAUUUAAUUACCCCUGAUUGCUUUGUGUUUGUUUUUAUGUGUCAGGGUUUUAUUUAUUUUCUCCAAGCUGUAGAUUCCAAAGAGGGAAACCACAGGGCUCAAUACUCAUAUCUGCUGCCAAGCAUUUAUCAUCUAGUCCAAUUCUACUUGAAGCCACUUGCAGCUUUUUGCACAUUUUUACCAAGAAUAUACAGCCAUCUGCCUCUCAUGACAAUGGUGAAGAAAUUGCUUUUGUUAAAGCAACACUGUGCAACUUUUAGCCACAAGGGGCGCUAGACCUGUAACUACUAAGUUUAGCUGCACUGAAAGCAAUGUCACUACUCGAUCCAUUCUGCACAUGCGCGAACAGAUAUA